AUGACACGUCUCCCCGGAUUAUCACGAGUCACUCUGCGUGGUCAAGAGUUCGGAGGUUUCCUAAUGAACUUCUUCAGUAAUUUUCUGAUGUUUAUUCGUUUGUCAAAGUGCCUAAUGCACGGUAAAACGGUGGAUCGAGUGCGCCCGACGAGGCGAAGAUCGGGUUUUAAGCCUAAACUCGAAAGCAUUGAGGAGGCUGAAGAGGAGGAGAAUAAAACGGAGGAUGAGUCGACGUUGGAGGGGACGGAAGAUGGGGAAAAUAAAGACGAGAAGAUGGAGGAAGAGAAGAACGACAAGGAAAAAGAGGAGGACAACCAGCGGGGGAAGGAAGGGUCAAAGAAGAGGUGGAAUGAUGAAGUGGCUGACCAGGGCGUGGUGCUGACGGCAAUCACGAUUCAGAAUAAUGCGUCUGAGCCCUUUAAUGUCGAACCGGAAUGGGGAAGGGGAAUUGCAACUCGAAAAGUCGUCGUCGCCACCGCUUUCGACGACAUUUGCGAAGGUUGUGGGUACGAUUCGUAA
This is a messenger RNA of Dibothriocephalus latus, 519 nucleotides long. NCBI's taxonomy places the organism in Eukaryota, Metazoa, Platyhelminthes, Cestoda, Diphyllobothriidea, Diphyllobothriidae. The record is from the annotation of a GenBank genome assembly.